This is a messenger RNA of Eimeria necatrix, 705 nucleotides long. RefSeq lists its product as hypothetical. Bases 1 to 705 code for a protein of 234 amino acids. Lineage: Eukaryota; Apicomplexa; Conoidasida; Eucoccidiorida; Eimeriidae. The record is from RefSeq and is a predicted model, not a curated record. The transcript has 6 exons.
AUGCAGGGCUCCAGCAAUUAUGACCGCGUGUGGAAGGGUCACGAGCAUGGACUUCUGGCUCCCAGAUCUGACCCCAGGAGGUUGGAGGGCGUGGACUCAGCGUUGGGAGUCAAAAUGCUCAAUGUUUCACUGACCGACAUUGCUGUUCACUACUAUGAAGCGCAAACUCUUCUUCGAGAAGCGAUUGACCGCGUGGCAGCUGCCUUCGGAGUAGAGCCAAGCAGAGUUGUUCCCUUGCAGUUGAGGCCAGAUGAGCGCGAGGCAACUGCAUGCGCAGUGUGGACCUUCACGAUCCGCGGAAUCCCCUCUUACGAUCUAUUGGGACACAUGAGGGAAAUGUUCAAGCAGUCUAGUGAUGCGUUCGGCGAGUGGCGCUUUGGGAGUAGAAAGGUUCUCCUCGAGCCUUUCUCAUUUGGUCUGGUAGGAGUGGCUGACGGGAUACCGUCGAGCUCGUUGAGUGACCUAAUGGCAGUGUGGCAGAGGCCAGGAGUUGAUGCGGACUGGAGGCAUGACGCAGAGCUCUGGCUGAAACUUCGUGAUUUUGAGUGGGUGAAAUCGCUGAAGGAUAACUCAUCGGAAUUUGAAGACCGACUGUUGAAGCUACGUAAUACAGUCGCAUCAAUUUUUGAAGUGCGAAAUCCCAGGGCUCUCCAGGUGGCCAAGCUUUCCACAGCAUCUGAUGGAACAAUAAUUCAACUGACGUAA